Strongyloides ratti is the source of this 1248-nucleotide messenger RNA. RefSeq names its product Astacin-like metalloendopeptidase. Lineage: Eukaryota; Metazoa; Nematoda; Chromadorea; Rhabditida; Strongyloididae. The transcript is spliced from 3 exons. Gene Ontology annotation, biological process: proteolysis. The coding region runs from base 1 to 1248 and encodes 415 amino acids. The record is from RefSeq and is a predicted model, not a curated record. Gene Ontology annotation, molecular function: zinc ion binding; metalloendopeptidase activity.
AUGAAAUCGUUAAUAUACAUUUACACUGCAACAACAUUUAUAUUAAUAAUUAUAAUAUACAUAAAUAUGACUUACAAUUAUAAUCAAAUAAUAGUAAGCAAUGAUCUUUUUUUUGAAGAUACUCAUAUUGAUUAUAAAAGAGAUAUAUUAAAUAACAAAUGGGAUCAGUGGAGAUCUCCAAUUAAAUAUUUUGUGGAAUCUUCUAUUACAAGUGUUAAUGUAGAAAUUGCAAUAAAAGAAAUAAUGAAUAAAACUUGUAUUAAAUUUGAAAAAAUAGAAAAAAGUACUAAUCAAACACAAGAAUUAUAUUUUCAAAAAAGUGAUAAAUGUUUAUCGAAAAUUGGACAUUGGAAAAAAAAUCAUACACAAUUUAUUGAGCUAAAUUCUAAUUGCUACAAAAGUCCAUAUGUUAUUUUACAUGAAAUUGGACAUGCUUUAGGUUUGGUACAUGAACAUGCACGAACGGAUAGAGAUGAAUACAUUCAAAUUAAUACAGGUAAUAUGGAAUCCAACCAGCUAUUCAACCUUAAAAUUUUGAACGAUUCAGUAUAUAUUAAUUAUUCAACUUCUUAUGACUAUGCUGCAUUAAUGCACUACGAUCAAUAUGAAUUUUCCACUUUUUGGAGUUAUCUUUUUGGUUGGCCUGUUAUGGAGUCAAAAUUAGAACGUGAAUAUUCAUGGAUGAUGGGACAACGUGAAAAAAUGACUUUUAAUGAAUAUAAACAAAUUAAUUUAUGCUAUUGUAACUGGUGCAAUUGGGUAAACAACGAUACUGGUUUACAAAUUGAAAAAGAUGAAACAAAACAAUUGUGCAAAAAUGGUGGUUAUCCAAAUUUUAACAAUUGUAGUAGAUGUCUUUGCCCUACUGGUUACACAGGAGAUUUUUGUGAUAGUAUAAUUGAAAGUGAUACAGAAUGUGGCAAAACUAAAUUUGAUGUUAAUUCAAGUCAAGUACCUAUAAUAUUAAAUGGACAAAUGAAUUGCUACUUUUAUUUAAAAGCAGAAGCAUCGAAAAAAGUUCAACUUAUAAUAACCUACGUUAAUGCACCAUACAGUGGACAUAUUUGUACUGAAAAAACUGGUUAUCAAGUUAAAUAUAGAAAAGACAAAGGUGCUACUGGUCUACUUUUAUGUGGUCAUCAUUGGAGACAUAUAAAUCUUAAAUCUGAAUCAAACGAUAUUCUUAUAUUUUAUAGAGGAGAAACUGGACAUAGUUUCAUGCAUUUUAUUUUUCAUCAAUAUGAUUAA